This is a messenger RNA of Rhododendron vialii, 2624 nucleotides long. Its product is annotated as dicarboxylate transporter 2.1, chloroplastic-like. The record is from RefSeq and is a predicted model, not a curated record. Gene Ontology annotation, biological process: transmembrane transport. NCBI's taxonomy places the organism in Eukaryota, Viridiplantae, Streptophyta, Magnoliopsida, Ericales, Ericaceae. The coding region runs from base 423 to 2006 and encodes 527 amino acids. The transcript is spliced from 5 exons. Gene Ontology annotation, molecular function: transmembrane transporter activity. Gene Ontology annotation, cellular component: membrane.
CCCAUUCUCCCUGUCCUUGUCUAUUUCCACAACACAACUAUAAGCAAUCAUGGCGCCGGCCGACCUUACCCCUCCUCCCCCGUCAAUAAUGCAUUCCUAUACCCAUAUCAUCAUCUUCUUCUUCUUCUUAUCCACUCCCUUCUCUUCCUCAUCCCCAAUUCAACCCCGCAGCAGAUCCUCUCUGCCGACGAAUCUCGGACCCCAUUGGAUUGCGGGACAAAGUUUUUAGUUUUUCAAGAAUUUGUAUGCUAUAUUUCCCGGUACAGAGGAUCAGUCAUCGGUGUUCAUUCAACUUAGCAGGAGAUCCUCUGUACCGAUGAAUCUUGGACCCCCUUGGAUGGUUUAAGAAGUUUUUUUUAAAAAAAAUUUGUUUGCCGAAUAUUCCUCGGUACAGAGGAUCAGUGUUCAUCCAACUUCCCACCAUGUCCAAUCCCAGCACAAACGACAUCGAGCACCAACACGCCGCCGACGCCGGCGUCACCGCCACCGUCGCUUCCCCCUCACCCACCGCCCCUCUCGCUUCCCCCUCACCUACCGCCUCGACGGAGAGAAACGCCGUCCGCCGCCGACGCCGGUUUCUCCUCUGGACCGGGGCGAAACCGAUCCCCCUCCUGGCCUGCAUCGCCAUCGGCGUGAUCUUCCGGUUCGCCGUCCCCAAGCCCUCGCGCGUGUCCCACCAGGCGUGGCAGCUCCUCGCGAUCUUCCUGGCCACCAUCGCCGGCCUCAUCCUCGGCCCGCUCCCCAUCGGCUCGUGGGCAUUCGUCUGUCUCACCGUCACCGUCGUCACCAAGACCCUGACCUUCGCGGCGGCCAUCGCCGGGUUCACGAACCAGGUGAUCUGGCUGGUGGUGGCGUCGUUCUUCUUCUCGCGGGGGUUCAUGAAGUCCGGGCUCGGGGACAGGAUCGCGCUGUACUUCGUGAAGGUGCUGGGGAAGAGCACGCUGGGGCUGGCUUACGGGCUGGCGCUGUGUGAGCUGCUGAUUUGUCCGGCCGUGCCGAGCACGACGGCCAGGGCUGGUGGGGUUUUCUUGCCGCUCAUUAAGUCGAUGGCGGCGGCGGCGGAUAGUCGGCCGAAGGAGUCAUCGGCGAAGAAACUUGGGGCUUAUCUUGUUCAGUCCCAACUUCAGUGUUCUGGUAGCUCAAGUGCUAUGUUCCUGACUGCUGCUGGUCAAAACCUGCUCUGUAUACAAUUAGCUAAGAGUCUUGGGGUUAAUGUUCCAAAUCAAUGGAUUACUUGGUUCAAGGCUGCCAGUUUGCCCGCACUUCUAUCUCUUUCGGCUACCCCUUUCAUCCUUUACAAGCUCUUUCCUCCUGAAAUUAAGGAGACGCCUGAUGCUCCUGUUCUGGCCAGACAAAAGUUGGAGCAGAUGGGCCCUGUCAAAAGGAAUGAGUGGUUGAUGAUUGGUACCAUGCUUCUUACGGUUGCAUUAUGGAUCUCGGGACAGGCUCUUAAUAUGGCCACUGUUGUUGCUGCAAUGCUGGGGUUAUCAAUACUUCUCUUGUUGGGAGUGCUUGAUUGGGAUGAUUGCUUGAGUGAAAAGACAGCAUGGGAUACCUUGAUCUGGUUCGGAGUCCUAGUAGGCAUGGCAUCCCAAUUGACGACCCUUGGCGUUGUGUCCUGGAUAUCAGACGGCGUAGCCAAAUUCCUCAAGUCUCUCUCUUUGGGUUGGCCCGCUUCAUUCUUUAUCCUUCAGGCCGCGUACUUUUUCGUCCACUAUAUAUUUGCUAGUCAAACUGCCCAUGUCGCGGCUUUGUACUCUGCAUUUCUUGGAAUGCUAUUGGCAGCUAAAGUGCCUGGUCUAUUGGCAGCUCUGGCAUUGGCAUAUAACACAAAUCUUUUCGGUGCUCUAACACAUUAUAGUAGUGCCCAGUGUGUGGUAUACUGUGGUGGUGGUUUUGUAAAACUUCCUGACGUUUUUAGACUGGGCAUUAUGAUGGCCCUUAUCAAUAUAUCAAUAUGGAUUCUAGUUGCAACUCCUUGGUGGAAGAUUUUGGGGCUUUAUUGAUGUUAACUUUGUGUACUUUUUGAGUUUUAGCAUAGUCAUUUUUUUGCUCAUUCAUCGAACUUUCGAGGUCUCGGGCAUGCUGUGGUUUGGGUAAAAGCUGAACCUCAAACGGUUUGCUUAUGGUGUACUAAAAAUUUUGUGUUAAGCUGGCUUGGAUACCUUGAGUUAUCCAGAAAUCAUACCCGUUGCAUAUCGGUUCAGGGUUUGGGUGCAAGGAAAGACUUCUGGUUUUUUUUUAUGUAUAUGUUGAGAUUCCUUUAGGGGUAAGUAUAUGUUCACUUUCAGUUUGUUGCUUUUCAUGCAUUCUAAAACUUUGGCUUUGCAAGAGUUGAAUCAUUGAUCACAGACCCCCCAUCUGUUUUAGGUUUCUACGCCCUAUGUUUGGUCCUCUGAUGAGAUUGAUACCUAUCAUUAUGUCUCGGUAUCCUUUGUACUUAACAAGCUUAUUUGGUUUUCACUUAUAGUUUCUGUUCACUUCAUGUAUAUGAAAACACUAACCACACAGUUCAUCGGGCGGUGCUUAAGGUCGAAGAAAUUUGCAUUCAAAGAUGCGAAAUUAACAUGGAAUUAUUAUGUUUUUAGGUGAAAGAUUGUAUAAAAGCGGUAAAUCUGUGCGCA